This is a messenger RNA of Sporothrix brasiliensis 5110, 939 nucleotides long. RefSeq lists its product as uncharacterized. The record is from RefSeq and is a predicted model, not a curated record. Lineage: Eukaryota; Fungi; Ascomycota; Sordariomycetes; Ophiostomatales; Ophiostomataceae. The coding region runs from base 1 to 939 and encodes 312 amino acids. The transcript is spliced from 3 exons.
AUGGCACCUAUCGACCGGAGCGCGCAACGAGUUGUCUUCAUUUGGAGCGCGCGUCCUAAUAAUGCCACGGAGGUGAUCGGGGGCCUGCAACACAUCGGCGGAACUACCAACGGAGACUUUUUGCAGAUGAUACAAAUUCUGCUCCCCAAUGCUUCACACGACCUCACCGUUCAAGGGCCAUCGGGCUCGACGCUGACUGACGACGACCAGCCGCUUCUGCGAGGUGAUUACGUCGUCAGCGGUGACGACGUCAAGGUUUCCGAAGAGGUUGUCUUGCCCAGAGCGCUGUCCCAGUCAAGUGGAACGCGUGUCCGAGGCUUUCGUGAUGCCGUGCGAGCAAGAGACGGGCGCUGCGUGAUCACGAAGCGUCCGAAUGUCUACUCUGAAUUCGACGAGUGGACCCGCUUCGAGGUGGCUCAUCUCUUCCCUGUGGCCUACGAGCAGCAAUGGAUCACCGACAACUACAGCCGCUACAUUUCGCAGGUGCCGUCAACGGGCGGGACAAUAAAUUCUGUGCAAAAUGGGCUGCUCCUCCGCACUGAUUUGCAUGAUGGUUUUGACCAAUACCGCUUCUCCAUCAAUCCAAGGGCCAAUCACAAGGUCAUUGUCUUUAGCAGCACGUUUGACGACCUUGUAGGCCAGAGCCUCGAUCGACAGCUCCUGGACGACCCUUCCUGUCCCCCAGACGAGCUGUUGUGGUGGCACUUUACGCAGGCCGUGCUCGCCAACGUCCGCGGCGCGGGCGAGCCCAUCUACGAACACGAUUUCCCGCCCGGAUCAGACAUGAUGGGCGAGAUCAUGGAAGGGCCGAAUGCACCACAAAGGCUGGAGUUUGAGCUGUUCAGCCGGCUGGCCGCCCACGUGGAGGUCGUGGACACGGCAUCGACCGCGAAGAACGAGGACCAUACUGCGAGUGAGGAUGGGAAGCAGCGAGAGUGA